AUGCGGAGCGAGGAGAAGAGACUGAGGACUUUCCGGCAGUGGCCAGAGAGCUCACCUGUCUCUGCCACAGACCUGGCUAAGGCUGGCUUUUUCUUCCUGGGUCCGGGCGACCGAGUGCAGUGCUUCUGCUGUGGCGGUAUCUUGAGGAGCUGGGAGGCUGAGGAUCAACCCAUGCGAGAGCACCAAAAAUUUUUUCCUACCUGUAAGUUUAUCUGUGGUGAAGAUGUUGGCAACCAGCAGAUGCUCCCCUUUCUGGAGAUCUUGGACUAUGUGGAUGGGCAGAUCCUCAGCCUUCUACAGAGGAUGGAUGUGGAAGAGGCAGCCCUACCCAGUCAACCAGAAUACCCGGAGAUGGAAACCGAGGCGAUGCGACUAGCCACUUUCCAGAGCUGGCCACCGUACACAGAGCUGUAUCCUGAGCAACUGGCCAGAGCAGGGUUCUUCUAUACAGGUCAAGGUGACACUGUGAGGUGUUUUUACUGUGAUGGCAGCUUGAGGAACUGGGAGCUUGGAGAUGACCCCUGGAGGGAACAUGCCAAAUGGUUUCCAAGGUGUGAGUUUUUGCUGCAGUCAAGGGGCAGAGACUUUGUUAGCAGUGUUCAGGACUCUGACUUCAACGCUCCAGGAGGCUCCUGGCAACGGGCUGAACAAGAUCCCCCUGUACCCCAAGAUUCUGUGGGGAAUCGGGAAUUGUCAUCUCCUCUGGAUCAGUCUUCCAUAGUGCAGAAUGUCCUGCUGAUGGGCUUUGACCACAGCUUGGUGAUGAGCUUGGUCCAGAGUAGACACCUGCUGACUGGCACCUGCUACUUAUCUGUGUCCGAACUGGUCUUGGAUCUGCUUCAGGUAGAUGGGGAAGAGAGCAGCAGUGCAGAAGAAAGAGAGCGUACGGAGAGGGAGACAGGUUUGCCAGGACAGAGACGAGACGCACAGGCUGAGUGCUCAAAAGAAUCAGAGCCUCCACUGAGUACGGAGGAGCAGCUGCGACGGUUGCAGGAGGAGAGGAUGUGCAAAGUGUGCAUGGACAAAGAUGUGUCCAUUGUCUUCGUUCCUUGUGGCCACUUGGUGGUGUGUGCGGAAUGUGCCCCCAGCCUGAGACGAUGUCCCAUCUGCAGAGCGGUCAUCAGGGGAAGUGUGAGGACUUUCAUGUCCUGA
Molecule: messenger RNA, 1152 nt
Organism: Terrapene triunguis (Three-toed box turtle)
Lineage: Eukaryota; Metazoa; Chordata; Testudines; Emydidae
Gene: BIRC7
Product: baculoviral IAP repeat containing 7
Exons: 7
Coding region: 1-1152 (383 amino acids)
Biological process (GO): positive regulation of protein ubiquitination; regulation of cell cycle; negative regulation of apoptotic process
Cellular component (GO): cytoplasm; nucleus
Molecular function (GO): cysteine-type endopeptidase inhibitor activity involved in apoptotic process; ubiquitin protein ligase activity
Source: RefSeq, a predicted model, not a curated record